Messenger RNA from Bactrocera dorsalis (oriental fruit fly), 14053 nucleotides. RefSeq lists its product as uncharacterized. Bases 6707 to 7897 code for a protein of 396 amino acids. The record is from RefSeq and is a predicted model, not a curated record. The transcript has 3 exons. Lineage: Eukaryota; Metazoa; Arthropoda; Insecta; Diptera; Tephritidae.
AGCGUGAAUGAGAAUAGAACAAAUGAAUUAUGUGCGUAGGUGUGUUUUGUUCUUGUGCCGUUUUUGCAUUUGCCUUAUAUUUUUGCAUUCGUAUUAAUCAUUGUAACUCUUUUGAGCAUCAGUAAGCAGACGAUUUUGACUGUUAAUGUACCGUUACCGCAGUAGCGUCAAUGAAAUGUAUUUGCUUACUGUACACAAUGUGUACUACCCAGUAAUUGGCGUCAUUACAAAGUGGUCGUUGAAGAAAGUACUAGUUGUAAAAAUGAGUGAAAAUUCGAUUAAAAAGUAUUUUAAAAGUAGUGUUUUAAAACGCGUAAGUGAUUCUCCCGUUAUAAUUAAUGAAGAAAACGCUGCACCUAAGGUCACCCGAGUGGCAGUAAGUGUUUACUUUUAUUUUCAAUAAAAAAAAUAUUUCGUUUACCUAUGUACAAAUAUCACGUUAAUUUUAGGAGUUUGCAAAUGAUAUCGUUAAUUUUUGCAAAAAAAUUGACGAAAAGCACACAUAUGAGCUUUUAACGAAUGAGUGGCAGCCUGAUUUAUCAUUUAUUUUUCCGUCGUCUGGUGAUCGAAACUUAAAAUUUCAGUUGUCGUGGCUGAAGUCUUUUCCAUGGCUAGUAUAUUCGCCUAGCCAAGUGGGGCCUACUGUCUAUAUUGCGUUGCUUUUGUUUGGAAAAACGUUGGAAAUGGUAGUCACCAAAAGGCAAAUGCUUUUGUUCAAACUGCUUUUAAAACUUGGAAGAAGGCACUUGAGAAAUGCAAAGAACAUCAGCAGAAGGAUUAUCACCGCAGAGCAGUGGAAGACGCAGCCAAUUUCAAGCUGAUUUUUGAAAAUAAAAGAAACAAUAUAUUAACAGAAAUUGAUCAUGGCCGCAAAAAGCAACAGCUUGAAAAUGGAGCAAAAUUACAUCCUAUAAUCCGUGUUUUGCUUGUCUGCGGGAGGCAAGGGCUUGCGUUAAAAGGCCAUCGUGACGAAGGAAAUCUUUCUUUAGAAAUGCCUGCUGAAAACGACGGGAACUUCAGGGCUCUUUUGCGUUUAGCAAUAGAUAGUGGAGACGAAAAUUUAAAAAAGCAUGUUGAAACUGCAGCACGUAAUGCACGAAUUAUUUCAGUUGGCGCAUCCAAAAUGAAAUUAUUGAAAUAGCAGGACAAAUAAUACAAAAACAAGUAAGGAAGGGCUAAGUUCGGGUGUCACCGAACAUUUUAUACUCUCGCAUGAUAAAGUGAUAAUCGAGAUUUCAUUAUCCGUCAUUUACAUAUUUUUUUAAACGUGAUACCUCAGCUCAAAUACCGUAUUUGUGUAAAGUUUUAUUCCGCUAUCAUCAUUGGUUCCUAAUGUAUAUAUUAUACAGAGAAGACAUCAGAUGGAAUUCAAAAUAACGUUAUAUUGGAAGAAGGCGUGGUUGUGAACCGAUUGCACCCAUAUUUCGUACAUAUCAUCAGGGUGCUAAGAAAAUAUUAUGUACCGAAUUUCAUUGAAAUCGGUCGAGUAGUUCCUGAGAUAUGGUUUUUGGUCCAUAAGUGGGCGACGCCACGCCCAUUUUAAAUUUUUAAAAAAAGCCUGGGUGCAACUUCCUUCUGCCAAUUCUUCCGUAAAAUUUUGUGUUUCUGACGUUUUUUGUUAGUCGGUUAACGCACUUUUAGUGAUUUUCAACAUAACCUUUGUAUGGGAGGUGGGCGUGGUUAUUAUCCGAUUUCUUCCAUUUUUGAACUGUAUAUGGAAAUGCUUAAAGAAAAUGAUUCUGUAGAGUUUGGUUGACAUAGCUAUAGUAGUUUCCGAGAUAUAUACAAAAAACUUAGUAGGGGGCGGGGCCACGCCCACUUUUCCAAAAAAAUUACGUCCAAAUAUGCAUCUCCCUAAUGCGAUCCUUUGUGCCAAAUUUCACUUUAAUAUCUUUAUUUAUGGCUUAGUUAUGACACUUUAUAGGUUUUCGGUUUCCGCCAUUUUGUGGGCGUGGCAGUGGGCCGAUUUUGCCCAUCUUCGAACUUAACCUUCUUAUGGAGCCAAGAAAUACGUGUACCAAGUUUCAUCACGAUAUCUCAAUUUUUACUCAAGUUACAGCUUGCACGGACGGACGGACAGACGGACGGACGGACGGACAGACGGACGGACGGACAGACAGACAUCCGGAUUUCAACUCUACUCGUCAUCCUGAUCACUUUGGUAUAUAUAACCCUAUAUCUGACUCUUUUAGUUUUAGGACUUACAAACAACCGUUAUGUGAACAAAACUAUAAUACUCUCUUUAGCAACUUUGUUGCGAGAGUAUAAAAAUUAUUAACCGUAUUAAUAAAUCUCAAUGUCAAUGCUUUGCAAUAAUUGCUGAUGAAACCACGGAUGUUAGUGGCAUUGAGCAAUUUUCAAUUUGUAUACGGUAUGUUGAUCGUUUUGAGAAUGAGGAAAAACUGAGAGAGGACUUUUUAUGUUUUGUUCCUGUUGAGGAUACAACUGGCAGCGGUCUUGCGAAUGUGCUAAUUGAUAAAUUAAAAGAACUUAAACUUAGUUUUGCACACAUAAGGGGUCAAAGUGAGUUUUCCACUCUUCUAUUUUUGGGACAAUUAAAAUUAUACUUUUUUUCUUUCUUAAGGUUAUGACGGAGCGCGGUCGAUGAGUGGAUAUGUCAAAGGUUGUGCUAGUGUCAUCCAAAAUUUAUAUCCAGCGGCUCUUUAUGUACACUGUGCUAAUCACAGCUUAAAUUUAGACAUCGCAACGACUUGCAAAAUACCUGCUAUAAGAAAUUGUAUUGGUUCCAUGAAAGAGACCGUAAAUCUUUUUCGGAUGUCAACUAAAGCAGGCACACUGCUCAAAAAUCUUAUUCUUGAAUCCUUUCCAAACUCAAAGCAAGUGAGGUUACUUAAAUUCUGCGAAACACGUUGGGUGGAGCAUUUAGAAUCUCUUUCUUUAUUUAACGAUUUAUUCCCAUUGAUCUGUACAGCUGUGUUGCUUAUGCAAAUAAUUUGUAUGCUGAAAUUAAUGAAAUGCGUAAGGAUUCUGAACAAUCGUUUAAACUAAUUUUUGAAUCAGUUAAAACAAUAGCCGCAGAAUUAGAUUUAGAAAUCAAAAUUCCGCGUUUGGUGAAACGGCAAACUAAUCGCGACAAUUAUGAAGGCGAACCGGAAGAAUAUUACCGCAGAUCAAUUUAUAUACCGUUUUUAGAUCAUUUUUUUGGACCAAAUCGAUGAACGAUUUUUAAAACAUCGAGAGCUGCUUUCCAAAAUUGAAAACAUUUUGCCAAAUAAAUGGAUAAAUCUUGACGUUAUUGAGAUGCAGGAGACUGUUCGUGUUACAGAAAAGCAAUGGUCCACCGAUGUAGAAGAUCCCGAUGAUUUCGUUGCUGAACUUAGAAUGUGGAAAAGGUUAAAAAUCUUUUCUUCAGAUUAUAUUUUCUAACUAAAAUUUUGAAUAUAUUUUCAGGAACUGGUUAAAUCAAACAAAGAGAUCCAAAACUUUUUUAGACGCGUUGAAUUGUUGCGAUGCAAAAAUUUUCAAAACAGUGCAUCGUUUCUUAAAGAUUGGAGCAACAAUCCCUAUAUCUGUCACUUCAAGUGAACGCUCGUUUUCCUCACUUCGCAAGCUUAAAACAUAUUUAAGAAAUAAAACUGGAGAAGCAAGCCUGAACGGAAUGGCUCUCUUGAAUAUCCAUAGAGAUAUAGACGUGACGGAGGAAGAGAUUUUAAAUGUUAUGGCCCAAAAUAAAAGAAGAUUAGACUUAAAUUUGUGAAUAAAAUAAUGAAACAUUGUCUUCAAGUGCCGCACGCACCUCCGUUGUCAUGGACAACAAAUGGCCGAAACUCCCGUUUUGUCAAAGAGUUAAUCUGUCGAAGAACUGACGCGACGACAAAGCGUCACAACAUUUUGUCGUUGGUAGAAAAUUCGGGCUGUGCCGAAAGAAACUAACAAACGAUCGCCGAUUGUCACCGCUUCCCUUGCUGCUCGAACAGCUUCGCCAACAAGCUAGCGUAUAUAAGUAUGUUUGUUUUUGUAUGAGCUUGCAUACAUAUCGACGCUGAUUUUUGCGAGCCACGGCAAAAUAUUUUUAGAUUUGACAAAUAGCGGGUGGGCCAUAUAACGUUUUAAAUUUGAAUUAUCUAUGUCAAAUACCAUUCGGAAAGUGACAGAUAUUCAGUAAAAAGCCCAAAAUUUACGAAAUGGGUCGCUAUUCACUAGAAGAAAACUGGAAAAUAUUUAAAAUUUUUUUCCAAAGUGGUAAGUCUUCAAACCAUUCAAUUUUACCGAAAAAUCAUUUUUUCGGACGAGGCUCAUUUCCACCUCGAUGGUUACGUUAACAAGCAGAAUUGUCGCAUUUGGGGCACAGAAAACCCGCACGUAAUCGUCGAGAAGCUAAUGCACCCAACACAAAUCACUGUAUGGUGCGGAUUUUGAUCUGGUGGAAUCAUUGGCCCAUUUUUCUUCGAAAAUGAAGAAGGAACCGUAACCAUCAAUGGUGAGCGAUAUUGCGCAAUGUUAACCAAAUUUUUCUUCAAGCAAAUUGAAGAGGAAGACUUGGACAACAUUUGGUUCCAGCAGGACGGCGCUAAGUGCCAUACAGCAAACGCUACACUUAAUCUUUUCCACUCUAUCUUCGAAAUUUCAAAUUUUAUAUGGCUCACCCUAUAUUAUAAAUCGACAACAGCUAUGUAUGUAAGUUGCCACUUCUUUCUUAGAACAAACACCAGAAAGUUGUACAAUUUAUGAUUUUUAGCUUUUGCCAUCGUCGCGAAAAGGCGCUGCUCGGGGAGAUGUUACGACGUCUGUUUUUAUGAAAGAAGCGAGAUCGCUUGUGGAAUGUGCGCCUGCGAUUAUGAAUGAAAUCGUUUUUGUUAUAAAAUUUACUACAUUUCGGCUUCGCCAAUUUGGCUGCCUACUGACUUGUGAUGCUUCUGCCAUUUGAGACAAUUGUAGUUUUUGUAGAACAAUGUUUCAAUUUUUUGUUGGUGACAUAUUCACAUGUGUACGUUUCUAUACUUGUGCAUUAUUUUUUCGGCAAUGUAUACAAAUAUUAUAAUAUACAUAUAUGUAUGUACAUUAGACCUGGCGCAGCUUAUAUGAGAUUUUUUUUUUUUGGAAUUUUGAGUACGGGGAUUGGUCAAAUAUGCGAUUCGAUGUAAUAAUUCAUGUGGUAAAUUUUUAACUCGAUCAGAGUGUGCCAACCUGUGCCAUAAUGAGGUCAAAGGUCAAAAUAUAGAAAAACACUUGGUUUUUUUACUGUUAUCUGUUUAUUUAUUAUAUAUAGAAUGUAAUGACCUCAUUUUUUCUCAAUAUUUUGCACAAUAAUUUUUUCUAUAUGUCCAAUGAUAAGAAAAUUUAUAAAUAUUAGAAAAGAGUAAAUUAGUAAAAAUUCCAUUGAACUGAGGCGGGCCACUGACUACACAAAUUAUCUGCACAAGACUGUUGUUGGAAUUGAGUGGAAUUGCGUUCACUGAGUUCACAACAACAACAAAUUACUCGAAUGUAAUGUAGUCAGUGGCCCGCCUAACGGUAAAUUCAUACAUUACCGUUCACAUACGCCAAUGUUGAUAAUUAGACAGACUGAGACGUGCAAAUAGAGCUUUUAAUAUUUUGUCAUUGCGAAAUUGACUGUGGUUAAGAAAGGGUCUUUAUUAAAAUAAUUAAAAAUAGUAAAAGUUAUACUGCAAUAUCGUGAUGGCUGUAAAUAAUUUUGUUACACUUAGAUCUGCUGACGCAAAUGUAUAUUUGAUAGGAAAAUGUGAAAAAAAUAUACUUGGAAGCAAGUUACCGUCAAAACUACAAGUGCUGAAAUGUUUUUUUUACUAUGUGCGGUGUGAAAAGAAAACAAUUAAGGAAAGUGCUAAAUUGGCUUCGAAGGAAAUAUUGCCUUUUUGGGAAAGAGCACGUAUUCCAACGUUAAACAAAAGAACUUGUGACGAUAAAUUAGUGAAAUUAUAUGAUGAGUUGAGAACAGUACAGAAAUUUUGUAAAUCUUCGUUUUCUAGUUCUCGUAAAAAGGAAAAUGAUUUCAAUGAUAAUUUAAACAAUUUAUUCGAUAUUGCACAUGCUGAUGCUUUAGAAAUGAUAGCUAUUCCUGAGGACCGAGACUUUUUAAUUAAACAAAGAGAGCCAGGUCGUGUUGGGAGCAUGAUUUCUAUAGAUCAAUGUCUCGCAAAUAAAGAAAAACGGAAGGCGCAAAGGUUAGAAGAAGAAAAUCGACGCAGAGCAAAGUAUCAAAGAUUGGAAAGCACUCAAGAGUUGAGUGUAGACUAUGAUGUAAGUGACGAAAGUAAAUGUGAGUCUGAAAAAUCUGUAGAACAGUUGAGGAUCGUAUCAAACACCAACGAGCUGAAAAAAAAACGUGGUAAAAAAAGCUUCAUAGAUGAUAGAAUGCUUGCUUGCAUGGAUGCUGGCAAUAUGUCAACCCCACUCGCAAUUCAUUUUAUUAUUGCAACAGCUAAAGCUUUGGGUCACAAUAUUGAAGAUCUGGUUAUUAAUUGUACAAGUUUGAGAAAACAGCGCAAGGAAUAUCGUCGGCGUCAUGGUACAGAAAUUAUUGAGAAUUUCAAGAUCCCUGAUACAUUUGUGUUACACUGGGACGGUAAACUACUUCCUGCAAUGACUGGAAAGGAAAAAGUAGAACGCCUAGCUAUUGUUUUAACGGCAGAUAAUAUAUGUAGAAAAAUUAAUUUCCAUCCCAAUUAUUGAAUGUGGAACUGGUAAAGCAAUCGCCCAGUCCAUAUAUAAUUACUUAGAAAAAAUGAAUAUGAUAAAUUCGGUGGAAAUGGUAUGCUUUGACACGACAGCUACAAACACUGGUAAACGUAACGGGGCUGGAAUGUUGCUGGAACAAAAAUUGAAACGUAGCUUGUUGUGGUUGCCAUGCAGGCAUCAUAUUGCAGAAAUCAUACUACGAGCUGUAUUUGAAAUAUAUUUUGGAAAAUCUUGUGGCCCGGAAGUUGCCAUAUUUGAACGUUUUUCGCGGGAAUGGAACACUUUCAAUUUAAAAGAUUUUUCAAUUGGUAUCAUGGAUGAAGAAGUGCGACGUGCUAUAAGUGCAGAGGAAUGUGAAGCCAAUAAAGAAUUUUGCAUCAAAAAUAUAGCAAAAGACCACAUUCGCCAUGAUUACAAAGAGCUAUUGCAACUCAUGUUUAUUUUCUUAGGUGGCAGCAUCCCGAACUUUUCCUUUCGUGCACCUGGCGCGACGUCACAUGCCAGGUUUAUGUCAAAAGCGAUAUAUGCCUUAAAAAUGUUUGCUUUGCAAAAACAAUUUAAAAUGUCUUCCAGCCAUUUGAAUGGAUUCCGCAAUGUGUGUAUUUUCCUGGUGCGUCUUUAUAUUCCGUAUUGGUUUCGAACUACUAAUGCAGUCGAAGCACCAAAUUUGGAUUUGCAGCUGAUAAAAAACAUUGCCGGUUAUUACGACCCAAAAAUAUCUCUAGCCUUAUUAGAUAAAAUGAAAAAACACUUAUGGUAUCUGUCCGAGGAAGCCGUUGGUCUCGCCUUUUUCGAUUCUAAUGUGGACUUAAAUGUGAAAAGAAAGAUGGUUGAAGCACUAGCAUUAGAAAAGGAGUUUGAAAGCAAUGACGAUAAUGGCGUUUAUCUUCGUAAAAAUGUAAAUGCCAGCAUUGAAGAAAUGAAAGCAUUCAUAAGUAAAGAUUUAAGUUGUUUUGUAACGCAAAGAACUAGAAAUAUCUUUUCACGAUUGGAAAUAGACGUAAAAUUUUUCAACUUAGAUCCCUCAAACUGGUGCGAAAAUGCAGAAUAUUUAAAAGGUGUUCAAAUUCUCAAAAACGUCACUGCUGUUAAUGAUUCUGCUGAGAGGAAAGUAAAACUAAUAACAGAUUUUAACCGGCCUUUAACUCAUAGCGAAGAAGAUAAACAAUACUUGCUUCAUAUUGUCGAGAACUACAGGCAAAAGUUCCCUUCAUAUACUAAAACUUCGCUUUUGUAAUAUUAUUGUGACAUAUAUUAAUGAUUGAAAUGCAAAUUGUGGAAAAAUUGCGUCAUUUUAUUUUUUCUUUAAUAAAUAAACAGAUAACAGUAAAAAAACCAAGUGUUUUUCUAUAUUUUGAACUUUGACCUCAUUAUGGCACAGGUUGGCACACUCUGAUUGAGUUAAAAAUUUACCACAUGAAUUAUUACAUCGAAUCGCAUAUUUGACCAAUCCCCGUACUCAAAAUUCCAAAAAAAAAAAAAAUAACGCCAGGUCUAAUGUACAUUUAAGUAUAAAUUAAUGUAUAAGAACAUGCAGAUCAAUGCGCGCACAUGUAAUACAUACAUAUAUUGAUAAGUGAUAAAAUCAUGAUUUGAAUUUCUGAAUGGGCACAUGCGUAUACAUACUUACAUUCAUAUGAGCAGAUAAUAAUAUUAUGAUAUGAGCGUGUGCAAGGACAUAAGAUUAAUAUGAUAGAAGAUAUAUAAGUACAUACAUAUAUACUUAUGUACAUUGUUUCGAUAAAAAUAUAAAUAUGUAUGUUGUUUAAAAACCAAGCAAAAUUAUUAUUUGCCGAUUUGUAUUAUAUGUAUUGAUAUGAUUAUUAUUUGCAAAUUUGUAUGAAUGCAUGCAAAGUAAUAUCUAUAUCAAUUUGGACUUCUGUUGAUUAUUAUUGCAUAAAAACCUUUGAAAAUAUAAGCCAAAAGACCAAAAAUUAAAGGAAUGAUCAAAUAAAUGUAUACAUGCAUUUUGGACUUCUUAACCAAAAUAUGCAAAAAAUUGUUAAAAAGGUAAGAAAGCCAUUCUUUGCCUCAACUUUUGCAUAUUCUCAAUUCCACAUUUGUGUAAAAAAAUGUAAUUCCUCCAAUUUUUCUUCCAAAAAAAAUAUCACUCAUACACACAGUUGUAUGACAUUUUUAUUUUUGCUUGACAUCUUCCAUUAUUCUCGUUUUGUACUCGUAGGCGUUUCGCUGUUUGUUAACAACCAGGGUUUUGCUUAUUUCUACUAAAUACGAGCGAUAAUUGUGAAUUCCUUACUUCAAUUCUAUCAGCUCUGUUGGCCGUCCAAUAGAACCAUCAUACAGAAUUGAACUUGCACCUUCUCUAUGUUUUAAGUUCUCUGAUCUAGCUAAACUAUAGCAAGAAGAGGAGAUAUAGAUAGUUUUUAAGAAGAGCAAUGAUAAGGACACGCGUCUCGUUUCAGGGAAAUAAUGGUCCAAUCAGUGCAUAAUAAUGGACAACUUCAGAAGGCAGGCCAUAACUGGACGGUAACAGUGAAAACGUUUUAGUCCUAUCAUAGUCAUUUACUCGGCAACUUAGGCAACCAUAUGAGUGAAUACACACAAGACAGUGGAGCAGAAAUAGAUAGACAUAGAUCCAUUCCAGUAUAUCGUCAUCUGAAAUGCAAAAUAACGUAAAUUAAGAAAGCACAACGCCUAUCAAUUUUUUGCUCAUAGUAGUACAUACAUUGUUCAAAAAACGGGUAGCACUCGCCAACAUGCCUCCUGACGCAAAUGUUUUAGUGCGCCCUCACUCUAGUUUUCUAUAAAAAACUAUAAUUGACUUUUUUGACAAGACAGCAGCGUACACAGUUAGAGAAGAGAGAAAUGACAAAUCAAAGACUUAGCACAGUAGUACCUAUAAUGUGACGGUUUUUUUUUUCAAUUAUUUCAAGACCCCACAUACGUAAGAGAUCAAUUGAAAAGUACCCGGUCUGUCACAAAGAUGACACGACUAGAAUUAAAUCCAAGAAUUUUAGUUAGCAGUUAAAAGCAAAAAAUUGGCUUGGUGACGAACUGAGCAUCGAAGACAGUAAUUUUCGAUGACCGUAAAGUGAAGUAGUUCGAGAUAGCAGGCAGUUUAAAGAUAUCAGUUGAAUGUGCACAUCAUAUCAUUCGAGAAAGCUCAGUGCAAAGAGGGUGCCGCGCGAGUUCCCUUUCGACCAAAAACAGCGACGAGUUAAUGAUACGGAGCAGAGUUUGAAUAUGUUCAAGCGUAAAAAACCGAGUUUUUGGGUCCAUACGAACGAUGCAUCCGCUACACAGCGCAAUAGUCGGCUGGCAAGGUUGUGGCAUUUGUAUUUUGGGAUGGGUAUGGAACAAUCUUUAAUUACUGCCUUAAAAAAGGAAGGACCAUCAACAGCGACUAUUACAUUUCGUUAUUGCAGUAACACAUUUGAAGAAAAAGAGAGUGUUAUUCGUCUAAUGAAGAGGUGAUCUCCGAAAGUAAGACCUACUUUAAAGUGAAUGAGUGUAUUACUUUAAAAAAAUACCAAAUUUGCCAAAAAUUUGUGCUUUACUACAGAAUGCCAAGACUUGCCGGUAAUGAUAGGAUUACCUUCCUUCGAAGUAAAUGCAGCGCUUAUAGAACAAGUUUUCAAUCAUUUUGAAACUGUGCUGUUAGAGGCUAUUUCUUACUAAUUUUACAUUGCACAUCACUCGCAAAAUUUUCCUUCAGAUUUAUUAAAUAGUGUAAUCAACAUGUUUUGGCAAAAUAACCAGUUCGAAAAUGAUAUGAAAAGUUCAUACAUACUCGUAUUUUUAACUGCGUUGAAAUGGAUGACGAGUUCUAUGUAAAAGGGGGUUUUAAACAAAUUCAAGGGCGUCAGUUUUACACAGUAAACAAAAAGAAAGAUUAAACAAGAACAGAAACGUCUUUUGCCUUUACCAAGCCAAUAGUGUUUCUUGUUCCCAAAAAAAUUAAUCAAGGGUCAUUAUUUAACCAAAACUAUUCAAGAUUCAAGAGGCCGUAAAAAAUGCAAGGCUGUUUAAAAAAAGUAAGAAAGGGCUUUUAUAAUCUUGCAAUUUGCGAGGAUCAAAGUCGGGAAAAUACCUUCAGAUUUUAUCAAAACCCUAGUUUAACAAGUAAGGAAGAUGUAAGUUCGUAUUUAAACCAAAAUUUUAAACUCUUGCAGGGUAAAGUUAUAUGCUGAAUUUAAGAACUCGGGUGACCCAUAAAAGCUGAAGCAAGCUUUUCUUGCAUUUGACACGGAUCCUCAUCGAAAAAGGCCUCUAGUUCACCAUCGAAAGUUUUUGGCCUUCCUUCACCCGUCGAUUUGUUUGACUGAAAGAACAAAAUCAACACUUCCGGCAAAUGACGAAUAUUUUCCGAAAAAUGGGUCAUAUUCGCAUGACCAAAAUUAUAUGACAAAUAAACAAAGUCACUAAUGUGACAACGCAGUUUUUGGCGUGAAACGUCUUUAAAAUCCCGCCGAAACAUACGGGUAGCAGGUUUAAAAAGUGGACCGUAACGAAGAGAGUUAUAUAAUCGUACCUUAAUAAUUAAAAAACUAUUUGACUUAGAAACAAAAAUGUGGUGUGAAUAUUUCGCUUAUAUAGUCAGAUCGCUGUUAUGACAUUGAGUUUGUGUCGGGUUCGUACGGGGCGGCGGAGGAGGCAUACUGCGUUAACUGUGCGAAACCGGCGCUCCCGCUUCUUUCUAUUCAGUGUAACUCGUGACUCCGACUAUAUAACGCGAUGAUUCUUUCGUGUGUUUGUCAAAUUUAUUUAAACUGAUUGAUUUAUAUGAGCUCGUGCAAGAGCCAGCCAGAAAUAUAAAUUACGGUUAUCGUUACAAAGAGGGGGCUAUGGGCCACGCAUAGGUAUCCCAAUGUCCGACGCCGAGCGAGCUAGACGGUUUCGGGAACAUCGCAAAGCUGCUGCUGUCGACCUCGCGAGUACCUCUACCACUGGAAUACCUAUACUUAUGGACGUAACGAAUGAACAGACGAUCGAUAUAUCUAUUGGAUCUGCCACGGAACUGAGAGAUGUCAAUAUCAGUAGGAGUGAAGCAAUGCAAAAACAGACUUAAAUAAAGUGAAAUAUCGCAACAUUUCUUUCCUUCAAACAAAAUUACCCGAUAAAAAUGUGACGGAAUUUCGCUUAUGCACCUGUAGCAAAUCGAUAGAUGCCAAUAAAAUCCCAACGCUGUCGCGCUCAAACGGUUUUCGUUAUCCUCCAAAGCCGAGCGGACUGCCGCUGCUUGACCCGAUCAGCAUUCCAUUGAUUUCACCGUGGUUACUAUUUAUGCAAAUUCGUCGAUUAUUCUACAAAGGUAACUUGGUAAUCAAUGUACCUGUCGAUGUAAACAACAUGGUGCAGCAAUUACCGAGGUGGAUAGACGACGAUUUUGCUUUUUAUGUCAACAUAAAAAAGAAACUUAUUCAUAAAUCGAAUUUGUUAUUUGAUAAACAAACCGCUGUACAAACAUUGUUCUUUUUUUAUUUAUUAUUUUACAUUGUACCUAGUAUAUAAAAAAUAAAUACUAACAACAAUUCUGGUCUAAAUAAUUAGGAGAGAUACUUAAAAGCUAAAUGUUAAGAAAUACAUUUGCUGCUACUGUUGUAUUACCAGGUCGGAAGGCUUCUUGCGUUUCAACCGGAUUUCUCGCCCAGCAGUUUCGAUGAGUCUGGAAGCUUCCUCAUUAACGUGCUGUCUAAGCCUCAGUUCGUGAGACUUUGCUAAUUUGGAGAUUUCAUUUACCACUGAAUUCACGCCUAGAUCACGGUGCAGGUCAGCAGAUCUAAUGUACCAAGGAGCAUUAACCAAAGUCCUUAGUACUUUACUUUGAAAGCGCUGAAUGCUGGCAAUACAGCUUUGACUUGAGCAACCCCAUAUUUGGGCUCCGUAGGCCCAAACUGGCUUUAGGACUUGAUUAUAUUAUAACACUUUGUUUUGUACUGAUAGCUUGGAUUUCCUGCCAAUUAGGUGGUAAAGUUUGCCAAAUUUCAUAUCAAGCUCGCUCCUUUUUUUUUUGAUAUGUUCUUUCCAGCGUAGCUUAGCACCUAAGGUGAUACCUAGGUACUUAGCACUGUUAUGGUGUGGUAUCGGAAUGGUAUUUAUAUAAAUUGGACAAUAUGCCGGCUUUUUCAAGUAAAGUCGACAUGAAUUGAUUUGGUGUCGUUUAAUUUGAUGCGCCACUUAGAUGCCCACUUAGUAAUUGCGUUGACUGCUGUCUGCACUCGUCGACUAGAUACUAAAGUUGACUCCUGCUAACAAAGCUGUGUCAUCCGCAAAUGUCGCUGUCAUAUAACUAGGAUCAGAUGGGAUCCUACAUUGUGACAUCAAGAUCGACUGGAGUGUGUUUGACAAAGAUAUAGAAGACUAUAUCGGGCUCGAAUUUCAGAUUGAGUCUGUCGACCCCAACUUUGUCCCAGAAUCUGAAAUCUUGCUGGCUCGACAACAAACUUUGCUAUGGAAUGAGGAACAAUGUUUGGAUAUUGCGCCGGGACAGAGCUCAUCUCCGAUAAUAAUAAGUAAUUUGUGUUUCUAUUAUGUACCUGUUCCUUUUUUAUUAAAAUACUUAAAACAGCGUCAAUCCUGUUUUCAUUUCAAUCUUUUACUUUAAAAGCGAUUCGCUAACAUAGACAUUUCACGAUAAAUCCAACGGCCGUGUGCCCCGGCACAGCCUACCCGAUUUUUUUUUUUUUCAAAUGACUAAGAUAAAUUUAUAACAUUUUUUUUUGAUAACUAAGUUUUCACAGUUCUAUAUCUUAAUAAUUUAUCUUUUUAUAUCUUUUUGUUCUGUGGGCAGUGAUACGACUACGACCGUCUACGAAUUCGUAACUUUGUUGUAGUAGGAAACCUGCAUACAAAGUUUUAUUACGAUAUAUUUACAUAUGAAGUUUUGCUCAAAUAACAGCUUGCACUAACAGAUUGACGUACAAAGAGUCACUCAGAAUUGAACUCGUCCCGUCAUCCUUAUCAUUUAUGUGAUUGAUUUCUAUUGGUUUUAGGUCAUUCGAACAACCUUGAGAAUAUUUAGCCAAAACGUAACCAAAGUUUUCAGUAAAGAUUCUGUGCAAGCGCUAAUGAAGGAUGUUUAGACAAAUUAUGAUUAUUCGCAGAUUCCAAAACUAACUAUGUUUUUUUAUUUCGUAUAAUGUAACUUAUAACUUGUUUAAUUAUUUUUGAAAUUAAGUAAUAAAUUCGAGUUUAAAACGGCAUUAGUUCGAACAAUUUUUUAUAUGUUCCUCAAGUUAACAAUGAAUAUGACAACUCACGCCCAGCGUACCCUAGUGCUAUGCGCACUUUCACUCCCAUACCUCAUUCACUUAUACCUAUGGUACAUACCUAAAGUUUCUACUAUUUACCAUAUGAUAGGUUUCUCUAAACAUUUCAAUGUAUUUCAUAGUCAUUAGCGCUCGAAUUCAACCAACCUUAUUUAUUCAUUUGU